AUGGCGCAGGACCACGACUACCAAAUGUAUUCCCCUUACCUCCACAAUUCUACCGCAACGUCCAAACUUAUAGAAUUUCCACUCGAGAUCCACUCGGAUGAUAUCCCCAACACCGGGGCGUUGAACUUCCGCCCAAGUGGACGGAAGAAAUUCAUCUUUGAAUGGUUCAUGGGGUCACGAUCGACAGCGAACUGGGAGUCAUGGAAAUGGGCACUGUUUGAGAGGCGCAAAUUUGAACGGUUUCUCCAGGAGUUCAAAAAGUGGACGUCAAAGAUAAAAGAACUUGUUCCUUUGAUGUUGGCCCUUCACCCUCGCUACGAUAGCUCGGCAGUCUUAGAAAGUCUUAUCUCCAACGAGCAUUCCAACCGUCUGGGUAUGGCACCGCACGCACGUCUGCGCAAGCUGACUAUCGAGCCUGCUGUUCACCAGACGAACUUCUUUCUACAGAAUGCCACGCUGGACGCCCUUUUGGAUCGGGAGUGUCUGACUAUGGCAAGUCUCUCCAAGCCUUCAUCUUCGUUGGAGAAAGAGGCGGACAGGGUAUUGGUUGAAUUUAAGAAAUAUGGAGAAGAUAAUGCGGACGCACGUCCAGACACGGUAACAGUGGAUCGCGUCCAACAGCUCGCCAGCCUUCUCUCGUCUGCGGGAAAGGACAAUCUGCGUACUUUGAGCUUCCGUGGCAUCAUUGAUCUACCGCAACAAAGCCGCUACGCCUUCAUUUUUAAUUUCCCUUCUAAGGCCGCCGACGUGGAACCUAUCUCGUUACAUGCACUGAUGGAUUCCACUGCGGGAUCAGCUUCUCGACUGACGUUGCCUCAACGGUUUCGCGUAGCGCAAGACGUGACCAGGGCAAUUUCCGCAUUUCAUGUCGACGGGUGGGUCCACAAGUCGAUCCGGAGCCAGUCGAUCAUCUUUUUCCAAGACAAAGCUGCCCAAUCAUCUCGGCUCUACGCAGAUCCCUUUCUCGUAGACUUUGAAUUCGCACGACCUCAGACGGCGGAGACACAAUACACGUUCGACAACAACUUGGAAAGAAAUCUCUAUCGACAUCCAGACCGGCAGGGUGCGCCCACUGUCAGUUUCCGGAAGAUGCAUGAUAUUUACAGUCUGGGAGUGGUCCUGCUGGAAAUUGGACUCUGGCAAACUGCGAUGAGUAUCCACCAGAAUGCGACCAAGAAACUCAAGGAAGGUGUCAUGAUGAACCCGCAUGCGAUGCAAAAUCUCUACAUCGAGAUAGCGAGACGGCGACUGCCACAUCACAUGGGUCCUGCCUAUCGUGAUGCCGUGGUCAAAUGCCUCUCUUGCAAGUCUACUGACGAUGAUAGCCGUCUCGCAAUUAUUUUUUACGAGGAAGUCGUGCAGAAUAUCGAUGUGACCAAGCUUCAGUAG
This is a messenger RNA of Penicillium daleae, 1389 nucleotides long. RefSeq lists its product as uncharacterized. The transcript has a single exon. The record is from RefSeq and is a predicted model, not a curated record. Gene Ontology annotation, biological process: protein phosphorylation. NCBI's taxonomy places the organism in Eukaryota, Fungi, Ascomycota, Eurotiomycetes, Eurotiales, Aspergillaceae. Gene Ontology annotation, molecular function: protein kinase activity; ATP binding. Bases 1 to 1389 code for a protein of 462 amino acids.